This is a messenger RNA of Pipistrellus kuhlii (Kuhl's pipistrelle), 1084 nucleotides long. RefSeq names its product E2F-associated phosphoprotein-like. The record is from RefSeq and is a predicted model, not a curated record. Gene Ontology annotation, biological process: positive regulation of cell population proliferation. Gene Ontology annotation, cellular component: nucleus. Lineage: Eukaryota; Metazoa; Chordata; Mammalia; Chiroptera; Vespertilionidae.
GGACCCCCGGAGGAAAUGUACUCUGGGACCGUCUUCGGACGGUGUGGGAGUGCGGAGGCUGACAUGAACCGGCUCCAGGAUGACUAUGACUCCUACUCGGUUGAAGAGCCUAGCGAUGAGGAGCCGGCUUUGAGCAGUUCUGAAGAUGAAGUGGAUGUGUUUUUACAUGGAACUCCUGACCAAAAACCAAAACUCAUCAGAGAAUGUCUUACUGGAGAAAGUGAAUCUAGUGAAGAUGAAUUUGAAAAAGAAAUGGAAGCUGAAUUAAAUUCUACCGUAAAAACAAUGGAGGUCAAAUUAUCCUCCCUGGAAACAGGUUCGUCUUCAGGAAAUGGGAAAGUUGGAACAGUUUCCACAAAGUACUAUGAUGAUAUAUAUUUUGAUUCUGAUUCUGAGGAUGAAGACAAAAGAUACCAUGGUUUUGGAAUACAGAGGCCACGCCAACAACAACAGCCUGUUCCAAAUAGUGAUGCUGUCCUGAAUUGCCCUGCCUGUAUGACCACACUGUGUCUUGAUUGUCAAAGGCAUGUAUCAUACAAAACUCAGUAUAGAGCAAUGUUUGUGAUGAAUUGUUCUGUCAACAAAGAGGAGGUUCUAAGAUAUAAAAUCCCAGAGAACAGGAAGAAAAAGCGAGGCCAUAAGAAGAUGCAGGCUAACCAGGAAGAUGUUGCAAGGCAGGCAGAGACAGAAGUGGGAGAGAUCUAUCACCCCGUUAUGUGCAUCGAAUAUUCCACCGAAGUGGCCGUCUAUGACAAGGAUGAAGUCUUCCACUUUCUCAAUGUUUUGGCAAGCCAUUCCUAAAUAGCUAAGUUUGCAUUAAAGUGCCCAAUAGUGUAUAUAAGGCAAAUAUAACAGUUACUUUCCUCCUGCCUAUUUAUAUUAUUGUAAGUGACAUUCUGAGUGGAAGGAGUGUUUUAUUUUUGAAAGAGAAUGGUUACCAACCUUCACUUUUCCCCUUUCUUUAAAAAAUUUCCCCCCAGCUCUGUUGAGACUGAUUAUUCAUUCCCUUUUUGACGGACCUUGGAAACUUGGGGCUUUUCAUUUAUUAAAGCUCUUUAGAAUUAAAGUGUUCUGGAGUUGUAAG